GAUAGGUCGAAUAACAUGGGAAGCUACACCUGUGGCCAACGAGGCGCCAAGAGGUACUUAUACCGGACCAAAGUGUCCGCUCCUUACUUCGCCUCUGCUGCCGCCAUGAAGCUGUUCGUUGCAGUCCUCUCCCUCGCUGCCCUCGCCUGGGCCCAGGACAGGAAAGAGUGCCACUGCGGCGCCUUCAUCUCCACGGCCAACGGCGAGUAUGAGGUCCACCGCCUCCCUCCCAUCGACACGAACGACUGCGAUGACGAGAAGCUGUGUGCAGUACUUUGCGCAGCGGAGUGGGACAAGCUCACGGCCGACGGAGACCUGGAUUUCGUGAUGGACAACGGCGUGACGGUCGGCCAGGAGGCGUGCAGGGCCAUGGCGGCGCACGGACACCCUAACCUUCCUCCUCACGACGUCUACGCCUACUACAACAUCUGCCAAGGACCCUGGAUAUUCGACGGCAAGACGAGCCAGCAGCCCCUGUGCUGCCACGACGGAAUCUACCCCGGCAACUGCGAAUCCUUCACGCGGCCUCCGCAGAACUGAAGCAACCUCGUGGAUUUCUUUUCGGAAUAUGUUACUCAUUAAAGCAGGUUAAUCGGA
Penaeus vannamei (Pacific white shrimp) is the source of this 597-nucleotide messenger RNA. RefSeq lists its product as uncharacterized. The record is from RefSeq and is a predicted model, not a curated record. NCBI's taxonomy places the organism in Eukaryota, Metazoa, Arthropoda, Malacostraca, Decapoda, Penaeidae.